AUGGCUGCGAUGGCGGAGGUUUCAUGGUACCAGCAGGUCAUGCUCAAGUGCGAAGAGAUGAGAAAGAGGUUGGAAUCAGAGGAUUCAGUGUUGACCGACGUGUCCAAGGACUCGAAGCACUUCACUACCAAGUCGACGGUGGGCAUGAUGCUCAACGGAUGCUCGAUAGAAAGCAUGGUUGUGGGGGGUCCUGCCUUCAACUCGCACAUGCUGGAGCGAGGAGACACCAUCAUCGAGGUUGACGAACGACCAGUCGACGCCAACACCAUCCUUGACGCGCUCGUCGGCAGCGACGUGCCUGGCAGCGUUCAUACCGGCUCCAUCCAAGUCAGCCUGCAGCGCAUGGCGUCAGAGCAGAUCGCUGACCGACGGCACAUGCUGGAACUCUUCACCUUGUGCAAGGAGAAGUGUUCGCAUCUCAAGGACCAGGAGUUCUCUACGAUCAUCGAUGAAUGCAUCUCUCUCUGGACCGACAUGCUUUUGGCGGAGUCUGAGGGAAUGGAAAGAGCGAGUUGUUCUUACCAGAUUCUCAAGUCCGACUGCCUUGUUCUUCUCCAAGAGCUCUCCGACCAUCUUGCAUCUGCUCUUACAAGUUGUCAAAGCGAAUUGUCCUGGAAGCAGAAGAUGAUGGAGAACCUCGAGGAAGCUGCCAGGCAGAAGGAGGUCCAGCAGCGCGCGAAGGAGGAAGAGGCGGAGAGAGAGAGGAGAAAGUUGCAGGAGGAGAACGCAGCGAUGAGUGUGGAGUUGGAGGACUUAAGGAGCACAGCAAAGAAAUAUCAGAGCGCAGUGCAGAACUUUGAGCACAGGGCGAUACAAUCAGUGAUGAAGGAGAGCAAGAUGCUGCAGAACGAGAUCGACAACUUGAGAGACCUGGGAAAGAACUUGAACGAAGAGAUCUCGUUCCUCAAGCGAAGGAAUGAGGAGCUCGAGUACGAGAACAAGGGGCUGCACAUCGAAGUUCGCCGGCACAAAACUGAGCUGGAGGCGUCAAAAUCUCAGUACGUGGACUUGCAUGAGAAGAUCUGCUUCGCUCUCGAGCCCAUCUACAGCCAAUGCUGCCCUGACGCUUCGCCUGAGAGGAAACCAAACCUCGAGGAGAUGAUCGUCGGGCUCCAGCAGGCAGUGCCAGCGUUGAGGCGGGCCUGCGAUGAGCUGAGAAAUGACGUGAGCCCGAGAACGCGCAGAAGCGAAGAGAACGUCACAGAAAGGUUGGUGCCAUGCCAGCUAGCUCUGGUGCUUGUGCUUGUGCUUGAGCUCCUGCUGGUGCUUGGGCUUGGGCUUGGGCUUGGGCUUGUGCUUGGGCUUGGGCUUGUGCUUGUGCUUGGGCUUGGGCUUGUGCUUGGGCUUGGGCUUGUGCUUGGGCUUUUGCUUGUGCUUGUGCUUGUGCUUGUGCUUGUGCUUGGGCUUGUGCUUGGGCUUGUGCUGGCUUUGUCUUAUUGUCUUGACAUGCUCUUCAGGUUGCAGGCUUGUUGCCAUCAGCGAGGACUGGCUUCCCUCGAGCAUCUCUGCCUCUUCCUCGAGCAGUCUCACGACGCCUCCUCUUCUCACAACCACCAGCGAGAAGCUCCUGCUGCCGUGGGUCAAGCGGGAGGGGGAGGUGAGAGCGACAGAAAGAAGCUGGAGGAGCGGCAGGCGAAGUUGGAGCAGGAGAAUUGGGAGCUGAGAGAAGAAGUUCGUGAGCUGCAGGGCUACAUCAAGGCCAUGCAGGAGAGCCCCGUGAAGAAACAAGGACCAGCUCUGGGAUUGGCAUGA
Molecule: messenger RNA, 1752 nt
Organism: Guillardia theta CCMP2712
Lineage: Eukaryota; Cryptophyceae; Pyrenomonadales; Geminigeraceae
Exons: 16
Coding region: 1-1752 (583 amino acids)
Molecular function (GO): protein binding
Source: RefSeq, a predicted model, not a curated record